Messenger RNA from Struthio camelus australis, 5795 nucleotides. The record is from RefSeq and is a predicted model, not a curated record. Lineage: Eukaryota; Metazoa; Chordata; Aves; Struthioniformes; Struthionidae.
CCGACCCGACCCGACCCGACCCGACUUUGGCGGCACGCCGUGGCCUGCCUUGUGCAUGAGGAGAGGUCGCUAGGCCUGCUGUCGGAGACCCACCCCCGCGAGAGCGGGUCAGCUCUCGGGAGGUGUCCGGUUUGACGGCAGCCCUCGUUUUCGAACCAAGCGCCCCAUCCAAAUGGGUUGGAUGUAGUACCGCGUUGUGUUGUGCUGCACACCGCCGCGCUUUGUACCUUUCUAAGUGGAAACAGGUUUUCACCUGAGUGAAGAUGUCUACGUGAAAUUGCCAAAUGGGAAGCUCAUGAUCAAUUUGCAGAAUUUCACAGAGCACUUUUGAAUGAGAGCUACUCUGUUGAGGACUGUGUUACUAGAAAUGCUUCACAUAGAAGUCACAAGGCCUGCACGUUGCAUUUAGAUUUUCACUUUAUUUCUAGUAAACAAAGAUAAAAUGUGUAAUUAUACAAGCAGUUAGUGUUUUCUAUGUCACUGAUGGAAGCUGAAACCAACAGAUUUGUACCAAGCAAUAGUUAGCUGUAACUGCUAGUAAUGUCUUCUCAGAACUAUUGUAGGAUCAUAUGUUUGGGGAUUUUUUUUUUUUUUUUGCAAAACAUUUUACAGCAAUCCUUCAGCAUCCAAGCUUAGUACAACUCAAACUUAAUUUCAAAGCUCUCUUUUGCAAAUCAAACAGCAAUCAAGCCUUAAAGCUUCAGCAGCAUGUUUGGCUGCUGCUGAAAGCGGUCUGUGUGAUUUUUUUUUUUGACAUAAAGGUGCAUAAGUCCAUUCAAAGUGAGAUUUUGGUGUAGUUGAUGAGAUCUGAAUAUGCUUCAGCUUCUGUCAUUCUCUCAAGAAACACAGAAGUACCUAAGCUUUGCAGAAGUAUUUAAUAACUACAACAUACACGUAAAAAUAAAUACCUUACUGAUAGAUUACUGAUGCCAUGUGUGAUGGUAAACUUCUUCCAUAUUUAGGUAGCGGGUCCAAUGUAGAAGGAAGGCAUAACCCUAUAAACAGUUAGAUUAUUAAAGAAAAUAAUUUUCCUUUUUGUAUAAAAGGGCAUAUGCACAUGUAGUUAUCAGUCUAGUCUCCUGAGGUCAGUAACUUUCUGCCUCUGUUUGGAAAUUGUCAUGAGAAUACUAACUCUUCUGGAAUUACGUUAAUAAUCAGAAUAUUGCAUUUAUAUUUUAUGAAUUUCAGCUAUGAAAUGAGGGUGACUAGGAAAUUGCAUAAAAAGUAACUGCCUAUAUUGUAUUUAUUCUGGAUAAGUUUUUAUUUAUAAUUCUUUUGGUCUGCUUUUCUUUUCCCUCUAACUGAUAAGCAAACCCAACAAACUGAGCUUAGGGAGUAUCAUAGAAUUUGCACUGAAAGUCUUUUCAUAAGCAAUGGGCUACCUGAGCUGUAUAAUUGAAGCAAACUGAUUGACAAAGUUACUAUUUGCUCUGUGCUUCUCCACUCUUGAGUGUUGUUUCGGAUCGCAUCAGAGAGGUCUGGCCUUUCUGAGGCACAGGGAAUAUAUCUGUCCUUUCAAAAUGAAAUUUAAAAAUUUCAGCUGUUUUUAUUGGACCAUCCCUGUAUUUUUCCGUUCCCUGUGUUUUUUCAACCAGAUUAGUAUCUGAUUCAUAACCAACUGCAGCAGAAGUUAUUCUUUGAUUUUCUGCCUUCUUUAGCCAAAUUAGCCUUAUAGCCCAAUUUGCUCCGUUAAAAUACUAGUUUUAAUCAUCUAUUUAAACAGCCCAAGCAUGCAGGUGUUCCUGCCAUAUCCUAGCACAAAGAGUAUGCAAUAUUAAAAUGUUGAUAAGACAGUUGAUAAAAUCUGUCAGGAACCCAGAAGUGUUUCAGUAACAAAUUCCUCAAAUUGUUAAUCCCUAUUUCAAAAACAGUUUAUGUAUUUUAAAAUAUAACUCUGAGACUAUAAGUACAUAAGAAGUAUUAUCAGAGUACACACAAUAAUUACCUGUUUUUGAAAGAAAACCUGCAUAGCAUUUUGCAGUUUACUAUUUGUUAUCUUAACAUUGAGGACUCUAUUAGAACAGAAUAUUAUCCUGUGUCUUCUCUAUACACAGUGCGUGAGUACCCGAAGAAGGCUUGCUAUAGCUGUGACUUCUCUUCCCUUUUUUGUCUCACCAAUGAAUUUAUCUCACAGUGUGAAGUCUUGCAAAUUACCAUGUGAUUCAAUAUCUGGACAAGAGUCUUACUUCAUUUAUUCUGGCUUUACAUGCAUGAAACAUAAUUGACUGAUGGGUUUAAACCUAAUAACUAUGUAAGAUCAGAAUCAGACACUGUUUACAUAACAAUGCAAAAUAGUAUUAACAACAGUUUGAAAAGCAAAAUAAUACUAUGCUUGUAAUAUGGAUUUGUACUAGUUCUGAUAGUGUCCUGAUGAUGUAAAGAAAAUGAAAGAGCUAAAGGUAAGCAAUUAAAACAUCUGUGUUUUUAUGUGUGUAUGUGUAGAUAUGUAUGUGCGCGCACACAGACACACACACACACACGCGCACAUAAUAUAUAUCCACCGUAUAUAGUUGUAUGUAUUUUAUAUAUAUGUUUUAAUAUAUAAACAUAUGUUAUCUCUUAGCCAACUGUGGAGCAGAUUCUCAGCACUGUUUCUGAUUGUUUCUGUUGUACUGACUGGGUUUUAUUUUGGAGGCUCCUCACAGUUACUUAAGUCGCACUUGCAAAAGAAGUUGAAGUGAAUAUUAUUUAUUAUCAUUAAAUUAUUUUAUUGAUCUUAUGCCCCAAGAUGACAUGCAUUUAGUGCCCUAGUUAGGCUUAUAGUUUCGUGGUUCUAUAAAUGCAAGUGAAGCAUGGGGCACAGAGGAGCAAUGGAGUUCUGAACAUUUAUUCCAAUAAAUAUCUGCCUGUUUAUGUCAGCUCCUCAGAGUUCACAGUCUAAAAUUUUUGUUUCAUCAGAACAAUUGAAGACAAAUUGGAAUUUUAUUGUUCCAAUUUGUUAUGUUCAGUUUGUGACUAUUUAAUUUGGUAUAGAUACUUGAAUUCCUUUUUACCUUUGGAACUUUCAUUUGUUAAAAAAACAAAAACGGGACAGAUUAAUAGGUAUUUCAUUAGUGUCUGUCUAGCUAGAGAAAAAAAUCCAGCUUCCCGUUCAUCCUAUGCCUGUGUUUUAACUUACUGGACAUUACUGUUCUUGAUACUACUCCUGGGUUAUUCUGCUUUGUCUCACUGCUGCCUGUGGUGCUCUGCUUCCUGCUUAUUUGUCCAAUUUCAAGUUAUUAAAUCUACUUAUUUAAGUAUAAUUGACUGUCAGUGACUCUAUAAAGCAUCGCACAUGAGCCUCAGAGAAAGUGAUUGAUAUUUGGUGAUGUAAUGUGACGAGAUCCAAGACUAGUUCAAGGCUCAGCCUCAGAUUUGUUUUAUUUUAAUUCAUGUAAAUAUAUUACCAGAUUUUGUUAAUACAGCCAUUGAGAAUAAGUUGGCAAGUAAUUUGUUUUCUUAAUGAGAGUUGUUUGAACCAAUGAAGGCACAGAUAAUCUUAUUAUGUUAUUCAGACCUCAUGUUACGUUUCAUGAGAUUUUAGAGAAGUCAUGUGUAAUACUUUCCUGUGGGUUGAGCCUGCUUAUAUUACAGUUCUACAAGGUCAGACCUUAAUUUAACUAGCAACUGUGUAUUUAAUUUUAGAAAUAUCACAGGACAGCUCAGCUUGUGGGGCGCUAUUCCUGGCUGUUCAAAAGGCAGGCCCAAGAGUAACAGUGACAAGAUAAUGGGUUGAAAAGCUCAUCAUUCCAUAAUAAGUGAUGGAUGAAAGUGAAGAUUUGGUUGAAGAUCUGCUCACUGGGUAUGCCAUACAGCUUAGCAUUCAAGAAUCAAAUGCCGCCAAGCCACCAGUAUCUUCUGGCUAUAAUGACAGAUUUGUACCACCUAGUGAGGAAAACAGGAAAAUUGUAGCAGCCAUAAAGCAAGGUCAAGUAUUUGAGCUCCAAGACCUUGUGAAAAAGAAAUAUGCUUUGGAUGAAGCUGAUGAAAGAGGGUGGUUUCCACUGCAUGAGGCUGCAGCUCAGCCAAUUCAGCAAGUACUUGAAAUCAUUUUGGAUGCAUCUUACAAAACAAUGUGGGAGUAUAAAACAUGUGAUGGAGAAACACCUUUAACUUUGGCGGCAAAAGCUGGCUUUGUGGAAAACGUAAGAGCAUUACUGGAAAAAGGUGUUUGGCCAAAUACCGCAAACGACAAAGGAGAAACUCCGCUUCUUAUUGCUGUAAGAAGGCGCUCUUUUCAAAUGGUAUCUAUUCUGCUCAAACACAACUGUAGUAUUCACCAGCCAUGUGUGAAACGUUGGUCAGCAAUGCAUGAAGCUGCGAAACAGGGAUGCAAAGAUAUUGUUUCUCUUCUUCUGAAGAACGGUGGAAAUGUGAACAUCAAGGAUGGAUACGGAGUAACACCAUUAGGUGUUGCUGCUGAAUAUGGUCACUGCGAUGUGCUGGAGCAUCUUAUUCAUAAAGGUGGAGAUGUCCAGGCCUUAGCAGAUGACGGUGCAUCGAUACUAUUUGAAGCAGCUGGAGGAGGUAAUCCAGACUGCAUAGCGCUUCUUUUGGAGUAUGGAGGAAGUGGCAAUGUGCCUAAUAAGGCAGGAUUGCUUCCCAUACACAAAGCAGCUUAUGAGGGGCAUUACCUGGCCCUGAAAUAUCUCAUUCCAGUCACAUCCCAAACUGCAAUCCAGAAAAGUGGGUUAAGCCCUCUUCACUCAGCAGCAGAUGGCCAGAAUUUGCAAUGUCUAGAGCUCCUCAUUGAAAGUGAUUUUGAUGUCAAUACUCUGUUGGCUGAACACAUUUCAGACGGUUAUGAUGAUGAAAGGAAAACAGCACUCUAUUUUGCUGUUUCUAACAAUGACAUUCUCUGCACCGAAAUAUUACUCAAAGCGGGCGCAAAUCCAAACAAGGAUCCUUUAAACUGUCUCCUUGUGGCAGUGAGAGGUGGUAAUCAUGAAAUAGUAAGGCUGCUCCUAUCCUAUGGAGCAAAUGUCAACUGCUACUUUAUGCUGGUCAAUGAUACCCAUUUCCCCAGUGCCGUUCAGUAUGCCUUGAAUGAUGAGGUGAUGUUAAGGCUUUUGCUCAAUCAUGGAUACAAUGUGGAGAUGUGUUUUGACUGUAUGCAUCAAGAUAUCUUUGGAAAUUCCUUUGUGUGGUCAACUCCAGAGGAAGAAAUUCUCCCAGGAUGGACUUCUUCUGUAAUUAAGGAUAAUCCAUUCUGUGACUUUAUUGCUGUUCCUUGGUUGAAACAUUUAGCCGGAAAAGUGGUUCGUAUUUUCAUAGAUUACAUGGAUUAUGUUCCUCUAUGCACAAAAAUUAAAUUUGUCCUAGAAACGCAGAAGGAAUGGCCAGAGAUACGUCAGAUACUGGAUAAUCCUCGCUCGUUGAAACAUCUAUGUCGUCUGAAAAUACGUAAACUCAUGGGACUAAGGAGACUCCAGAAACUGUCAUCCAUGAAGAAGUUUCCACUUCCACCAGUUCUCAAGAACUAUAUCCUAUAUAAAGAAUAUGAUCUGUACGGAGAAGGGAUACGUUUAGAUUAGUUUUUAAAAAAUAACUGUGUACAAUCUGUAAUUUGACUCAUUUCUUUACUAUUUUUGACUAGGUGGAGAAUUGUGUAGCUUGUUUUAUGCUUCGGAACACCCUGAUAUUUCUUGUAAAUAGGUCUUUUAUGGGAACAAUUUUCUUUUCAAAAAACUAGUAUGUUAAAGCUGAACUUAAGAUUUUAUGUUUUAACUCAACAUUGUAUUGUCCAAAUACAGGCUAAAAUCGGAAUAAGGAAACUAUAAUAAUUGUGUAGAACAAUAAAUGGGAAUUUAGGUGAC